CUCCAUACCCGCCGGAUCCAUCCUCGCUUGACAAAAAUUAUCGUCUUGUUAUGUUAUUCAAAUGCCAGUGAACAAAAGCUUCUUCCAGCUGCGACCAUGGCCAGGAACUACGUUAGAGAGAACGUUCCACUAUCUCGAUUUGGAGUUUUAGUUGCCCAGUUGGAGUCCAUAGUUGCAUCUGCUGCCCACAAGCCUCCCGAUCCUCUUCUCUGUUUUGAUCUUUUAUCUGAUCUCAUUGCCGCCAUUGACGAAGAGCCUAAGGAAUCUAUAUUGCUAUGGCAAAGAAAAUGCGAGGAUGCUCUUUAUUCUCUGCUUGUACUUGGUGCAAGGAGGCCGGUGAGGCAUUUGGCAUCAGUGGCAAUGGCCAACAUUAUAUUGAAGGGGGAUGGCAUUUCUAUAUAUUCACGAGUGAGCAGCCUGCAGGGAUUUCUUUCGGAUGGAAAGAAGAGCGAACCUCAACGACUUGCUGGUGCUGCACAAUGCCUUGGAGAAUUAUACCGUUAUUUUGGGAGACGUAUAACUUCUGGAUUAUAUGAGACUACUAUUAUUGUGACGAAGCUACUGAAAUUUAAUGAGGAUUUUGUAAGACAAGAAGCUUUACACAUGCUUCAAAAUGCCUUGGAAGGCUCUGGUGGCAAUGCUGCUGCUUCAGCAUAUACAGAGGCAUUCCGAGUUAUUACACGGAUAGCUCUGGGGGAUAAGUCAUUUAUUGUCCGAAAAGCAGCUGCGAGAUGUCUAAAGGCUUUUGCGAACAUCGGAGGACCAGGAUUAGGUUUUGCAGAACUUGAGAACUCUUCGUCUCAUUGUGUCAAGGCCCUUGAGGAUUCUGUAUCAUCAGUUAGGGAUUCUUUUGCUGAAGCUUUAGGCUCAUUGCUUGCUUUGGGAAUGAAUCCUAAUGCACAGUUGCAACCUAGGGGGAAAGGACAUUGUAGUCCAACAAAACUUGAAGGAGGUCUGCAGAGGCACUUAUCUUUGCCAUUUAUAAAAGCUAGCGGACCUCGUAUGAAGGAACUACGUGUUGGCAUUGCCUUAUCAUGGGUUUCCUUUUUACAGGCCAUUCGGUUGAGAUAUCUUCAACCCGAUAGUGAGCUUCAGAGCUUCACUGUGCAGGUUAUAGACAUGCUUCAUACAGAUGAUAAUACUGUUGAUGCUCAAGCCCUGGCAUGUGUUCUGUAUAUUCUUCGAGUGGGAGUCACUGAUCAAAUGAGCGAACCUACUCAGAGAAGCUUUUUGGUUUUCUUGGGCAAGCAGCUCCAGUCUUCUGAUGCUACUCCUUCCAUGCGCAUUGCUGCUUUACGCACUCUGUCAUAUACAUUGAAAACACUGGGGGAGGUUCCUCAAGAAUUUAAGGAAGUUCUCGAUGACACGGUUGUCGCUGCACUUUCACAUUACUCACCUCUGGUACGGGUUGAGGCUGCUUUGACACUGCGUUCACUUGUGGAGGUUGAUCCCUCUUGUGUUGGUGGUUUGAUUUCGUAUGCAGUGACAAUGCUUAGUGCAGCGAGAGAAAAUGUUUCAUUUGAGAAGGGAAUGAAUCUGAAAUUCGAGCUUGAGAGUCUACACGGGGAGGCUGCAGUUUUGGCAGCUUUGGUAUCUAUCUCUCCAAAGUUGCCACUUGGUUAUCCAGCCAGAUUACCAAGAUCUAUACUUGAAGUCUCCAAAAAAAUGCUGAUGGAGUCAAGUCGGAACCAUGUAGCUGCUGCAGUGGAAAAAGAAGCAGGAUGGACACUUGUAGCUUCACUUUUGGCUUCAAUACCGAGGGAGGAACUUGAAGACCAGAUUUUUGACGUCCUUUCUUUUUGGGCCUCCUUGUUUAAUAAAAAUCUGGAUAUCAGUCAAAGAGAAGAUCUGAGUUCUUCAAUAUGCGUCUGGUCUGCGGCAAUUGAAGCACUUACAGCAUUUAUUAAAUGUUUUGUUUCUUCGGAUGGUGUGAACAAGGGGAUUUUACUUGAACCUGUGUUGUUAUACCUCAGUCGGGCAUUGUCCUAUGUAUCACUCUUAGCUGCCAAGGAACUGGCAAAUGUUAAAGCUGAAACUGAUAUUUUGAUCAUAAGGAUACUAAUAGCUUAUCAAUCACUAGCGGAUCCAACAGCGUACAAGAAUGACCACCCCCAUAUUAUUCAGAUAUGCACUACUCCUUUUAGGGAUGCUUCUAGAUGCGAGGAAAGCUCAUGCUUGAGAAUGCUGUUGGACAAGAGAGAUGCAUGGCUGGGACCUUGGACUCCUGGAAGGGAUUCCUUUGAGGAUGAACUCAGGUCAUUUCAAGGUGGAAAAGAUGGUGUAUUGCCAUGUCUUUGGGAAAAUGACCCUCCUAGUUUCCCUCAGCCGGAAACAGUUAGCAAGAUGUUGGUAAAUCAGAUGCUCCUCUGUUUUGGGACCAUGUUUGCUUCACAGGAUAGCAGUGGGAUGUUGUCGCUUCUUGGCAUGAUGGAGCAGUGUCUUAAAGCUGGGAAAAAACAGUCUUGGCGGACUGCCAGUAUCACAAAUAUAUGUGUGGGGUUACUCUCUGGAUUGAAGGCUUUGCUUGCUUUACGACCUGAGCCACUAGGGUUGGAGAUAUUGACUGCAGCACAGUCAAUUUUUCAGAGCAUUCUGGCCGAGGGUGACAUUUUAGCUACACAACGCAGAGCAUCAUCAGAAGGUCUUGGUCUCUUAGCUCGUCUUGGAAAUGAUAUAUUUGCUGCCAGAUUGACCAAGUUGCUUCUGAGUGAGGUAAAUGGGGCUGCUGAUGUGCACUAUUCUGGAUCAAUUGCUCUUGCUCUUGGCAGUAUCCAUCGCAGUGCCGGAGGAAUGGCAUUGUCAAGUCUCGUACCUGCCACUGUAAACUGCAUUUCUUCCCUCUCAAAGAAUGCCGUCACUAGUUUGCGGAUGUGGGCAUUGCAUGGACUUCUUUUAACCAUUGAAGCUGCUGGCUUGUCUUAUGUAUCACAUGUACAGGCAACACUUACCCUUUCUUUGGAUAUUCUAUUAUCCGAGGAAAGUGGUUUGGUCGACCUGCAACAGGGAGUGGGUCGCCUUAUAAAUGCUAUAGUUGCUGUUCUUGGACCUGAACUUUCACCUGGCAGUAUUUUCUUCUCACGCUGCAAGUCUGUUGUAGCAGAGAUCAGCUCUUGCGAAGAAACAGCGACACUUCUUGAGAGUGUUCGGUUUACGCAGCAGCUUGUUUUGUUUGCUCCACAAGCAGUUACAGUGCAUUCGCACGUGCAAGCUCUCCUCCCUACUCUGUCUUCCAGACAACCAACACUUAGGCAUCUUGCUUUAUCCACACUACGACAUCUCAUUGAAAAAGAUCCGGCAUCGAUUAUUGGUGAAGCAAUAGAAGACGCAUUGUUUCUUAUGUUGGAUGAGGAAACCGAUACUGAGAUUGCUAAUUUAGCUCGUACCACAAUUAUGCGAUUGCUCCUUGCUUCGUGCCCAUCAUUUCCAUCCCAUUGGUUAUCAAUAUGCCGCCACAUGAUUCUUACAUCAUCAAGAAGGGAUGCUGGCAGUAAUAACAUGGAUAGUGAUUCUAUAACCGGUCCAAGUGGAGAGGAAAGAUCAAAUUUUGGAGAAGAUGAUGAAAAUAUGGUUUCUAGCCCAAGGAGCACGCCUAGUCAGGGUCAUGCACUUGAUUAUUCUGGUGCCAGCUCUGCAAGAGAUAAGCACCUAAGAUAUCGCACCAGAAUUUUUGCAGCCGAGUGUUUGAGCCAUCUUCCUGGAGCUGUCGGAAAUAACCCUGCUCACUUUGACCUCUCUCUGGCUAGAACCAUUACUGCUAAUUCUAUAGCUUCUGGAGACUGGCUAGUUCUUCAAUUGCAAGAGCUGAUUUCGCUUGCUUAUCAGAUAAGCACUAUCCAUUUUGAGAACAUGAGGCCCAUUGGUGUGGCACUUUUGAGUACAAUCGUAGAUAAGUUUGAAAAGAUAGCAGAUCCUGAGCUUUCUGGACACCUGCUUCUAGAACAGUAUCAGGCUCAACUACUAUCAGCUGUUAGAACUGCAUUGGACACAUUGUCUGGGCCUAUUCUUCUGGAAGCAGGAUUGCGGUUGGCCACAAAGAUAUUGACAAGUGGAGUUAUUAGUCAAGAUCAAGCUGCAGUGAAGCGAAUAUUUUCAUUGAUUUCACGUCCCCUGAAUGAAUUCAAUGACCUUUAUUAUCCAUCUUUUGCAGAAUGGGUUUCAUGCAAGAUCAAAAUAAGACUUCUGACGGCCCAUGCCUCCCUGAAAUGUUACAUCUAUGGAUUCUUGAGGCGAGAAAAGGACAGGAUGCCUGGCGAAUAUCAAGCAUUAUUACCUUUAUUUUCUAAAAGUUCAGAUACUCUCGGGCUGUACUGGCUGUCUGUUUUGAAGGACUAUAGUUACAUCCGGUUUCGUCUACCUCCUAGGAAGAACUGGAAAGCUUUUCUUGAAGGAGUCCAAUCGUCUCUAGUUUCAAGCAAGUUGCAGCCUUGUUUAGAAGAAGCCUGGCCAGUGAUCCUGCAAGCUGUGGUGCUUGAUGCUGCUCCAGUCAAACCUUUUGCAAAUGGGUCUUCAGCAGCUGAAGACAAAUCAGAAAGUGACUUCAUUUCUGAAUACCGCAUGGUUGAGUUGCGAGCAGAAGAAUUUCAUUUCCUAUGGGGCUUCUCUUUACUUGUGCUAUUUCAGGGGCAAGAUACAUCUAGUGAUCAAGUUGUAAUACCAGUGGGUUCAGUCAAGUCAAAAUUUAGUGCUGAUUUGACUGUUGAAGAUGGAAGUUCUGUAACUUCAAGGAUAUACGAAACAAUUCUACCAGUUCUGCAAUUUCUGUCAAUUGAAAGAUUUUUCAGCGCUGGAUAUCUCACUAUGGAUGUCUGCAGAGAAUUGUUGCAGGUUUUUUUGUAUUCAAUAGUUGCAGGCAAUUCAUGGGAUAGUCUUGCAGUCUCUGUCAUGUUAAAGAUUUUGCAGAACUGCCCGAAGGAUUUCGUGGAAAAAGAAAAUUUUGCAUACUUGUCCUCGGAACUUUGUUUAGCAUUUCUUUUCAAGUUCUUUGCGAGUUGUGAUGCAGCUUCUCCUUAUCAAUUGAAUUGGGAAAAUACCGUUUUGGUCUCACUUAGUGCAGCUGCAACACUUCUGAGACGGGUUGAUCGUAAGAUGCAGUUAAAACUUUUGUUUGGUUUUCUUUUAAUUGGCUGCAAAUCAAUUGGAGCAGCAUCGACUGAAUUGUCCCUUUCCAGAGUUAAUGACUUUGUUCUGUCUAUCAUUUCCAUUGUGAAGGGGCAUGUUGAUAAAUCUGAACUUGAUUACGAUGGUGUUUGCCAAUUGAGAACAAUCAACCAUGCUUGUCUAAAUGCAUCUGUUAGUUUGAUUAAUGAAUGCGUCGACAGUAUUCAUCAAAUGGAGGAUAAGAGGUCCAACCAACGGAAAUUGCUGCAGAUGAGGCUUGCUUUUUCUCUUGAACAUGUUGUUUCAUUUGCUAAAGUAGCUUUUGAGCUUGAAUCCUUUGGUGAAGGGAAAGAAAAUGAUCCCAGUUUAUCAACUGAUUUAUACAAUAGCAAUCAAUGUAUCCAGGCUGUUCUUAGUGAUUACAACAUACAGGUUCAAGUGAUUAGCUUGCAAGUAUUGAAAAGCAUGCUACAAAAGAGCAGUGAUACAUGCAACUCUUUUGAGAUAUUCUUUGUUGGAGAGCUUGCCGGAGACCUCCUCAUUGUGAUCCAAAAAUUUUUGGAGAAACCUAUCAGGGAAUCAGUUACCAUAGUUGGGGAGUGCUUAAAAAUUCUAAUGCUUUUCCAAGCACUAUCAAGAGACUCUGAAUGUCAGAAAAGCAUUUUAAGUUUGCUUUUGGAAGCAAUUUUCAUGGUUUUUUCAGCAUCAGAGGAAAAUCUUUCUCAGGACCUUAAUGAAUUGAGAAGCACAGCUAUAAAACUUGUUUCACAGCUUGCUCAGAGUCCAAAAUCUGGAGUUUAUUUCAAGGAUGUUCUGCUAACAAUGCCUAUUACAAGAAGACAGCAACUUCAGGAUAUUAUUCGUGCUUCUAUGAAGCAGGAGCAGAAUAUAAUAGAAAAGAAGCCUAUUGUGCCACCAUUAGCGAUAAAGAUUCCUGCACAAACAGAAGAAACCAAGCAGCAAAGUUCACCAUCAUCCCUGGCGAGAGAAUCGGAUGAUAAAAGCGAGGAAGAAGAUGAUGAUGAUGAUUGGGACACUUUCCAAUCAUUUCCUGCCUCAACAAAAGAAGCUGCUUCAACUUCCAGCAUAACCUCAGAAGAGCCUGACUCGACUAAAAACCCUUCUAUUCCGAUCCAUGACUUUGAAGGGCACCUUAGGCCACGUGAUUCAGAUGAGGCAAAAGAAGUCAUUGUUGCAAAUGAUGCAGAUGCGGAAGCAGAAGCAGGUGGUAUUUUGGACUCUGCGAUGGUCAGAAAUCAGGUAGAAGAAAUCCAUGAUCCUGAAUGUGAUCGCCGCAGUACUGAGCAACUUGAUGGUCUCCAACCUGACAGCAGCAAAGUUAUUUCAAGCCAGACACGUAGUGAAGCUGUCACUAGUCCUGUUGAAGUAGAAGAGUACAAAAAGGCGUGUGAGAUGGAAAAGAUUACAAUAGCACCCAGCACUGAAGAGAGUCUGUCAUCGCCAGAUUUUCAAAAUGUUGAAGAACAUAGUCAUCCAGACAAUGAACACCAUGUUAGCACCAGUGCAGGGUCUUGCGACAAAAAUAAGUUGGACUUGGAGUGAUAGGGACGACAUCCAUGACCAACUCGCGUCUGAUUCCACACAUCAUGGAGAAGAGCAGGGAAGUGGUCAGGUGAAAUAAAUAUUGAAGAUGCUCACAUCCAUCGUUUGAAGAGUUUCUGAUCAACAUGGAGCAGUGGGUUGGGGACGGAGUUAGCAAAUUAUAAACUGAUUAUAUCUUGCGGAUAAGAUGAAAAUGAUGAUACUGGUAGUAGCUGGAACGGAGAGAAGAGAUCCAUCCAUUAGGAAAGGUGCCAGGAAAAAAUGCUUGUCAGAAGUAGUCUGCAUUGUUGGUCCGUGGAGUGUCAGUCGGCAAAUUUAGUGAAGUCAUAGAGGUGGCAUAUUUGCGAAGCACGCCGAAAAUUGAAUUUCUUUAGUUUGUUGUAAAUUUUGAAAUGCUUGCUGCGCGGCCAUGUGUCAGCAUCUUUUUCUUUUUCUUUUUUUUUUUUUUUUUGUAAUUUAUUUUUGAGUAUCAGAAUUCUGCUUUCUUUAAUUCGUUGUCGUAAAUUCAUAUAUUUCGACCUACUAGAACAUCAGUCGUUAUGCUGAAUGCUGAAGCAGAUUUAUACUACCACUAUUUGUACUUCCACAA
Molecule: messenger RNA, 7249 nt
Organism: Coffea eugenioides
Lineage: Eukaryota; Viridiplantae; Streptophyta; Magnoliopsida; Gentianales; Rubiaceae
Product: protein SWEETIE
Exons: 48
Coding region: 97-6660 (2187 amino acids)
Biological process (GO): carbohydrate metabolic process
Source: RefSeq, a predicted model, not a curated record